AUGCAGAUCGUCAACGAAGCAGCUAAAUUCAGAUACCGAAGUGGAAAUGAAUUUAACUGUGGAGGUUUAACAAUUCGAUCUCCAUAUGGUGCUGUUGGACAUGGCGGUCACUACCAUUCACAGUCACCAGAAGCUUUUUUCUGCCAUGUUCCUGGCCUGAAGGUUGUCAUACCUCGAAGUCCACGUGAGGCCAAGGGACUGUUGUUGGCCAGCAUUCGUGACCCAAACCCAGUCAUCUUUUUCGAGCCAAAGUGGCUGUACCGUUUGUCUGUUGAAGAAGUUCCUGAGGGAGACUAUAUGCUGCCUUUAUCUCAGGCAGAAGUAAUUCGCAAAGGAAGUGAUAUAACACUUAUUGGUUGGGGAGCUCAACUUGCAGUGCUGGAACAAGCAUGUGAAGAUGCUUCAAAGGACGGAAUUUCUUGCGAGCUCAUAGAUCUAAGAACGCUAAUUCCAUGGGACAAGGAAACAGUUGAGGCCUCUGUCAGCAAGACCGGAAAGCUUCUUAUUAGUCAUGAGGCCCCGAUCACCGGAGGGUUUGGUGCGGAAAUCGCUGCAUCCAUUGCUGAGCGCUGCUUCCAGAGGUUAGAAGCCCCUGUCGCGAGGGUCUGCGGCCUCGACACCCCUUUCCCUCUUGUUUAUGAACCAUUCUACAUGCCCACAAAGAACAAGGUACUUGGUGGGAUCAAUGAUGAUUUGAUCUUUGGCUUGGCUGCAUUGGUAUACAUACUGCUCUGA
Molecule: messenger RNA, 735 nt
Organism: Triticum turgidum subsp. durum (durum wheat)
Lineage: Eukaryota; Viridiplantae; Streptophyta; Magnoliopsida; Poales; Poaceae
Source: the annotation of a GenBank genome assembly